Messenger RNA from Rhopilema esculentum, 2606 nucleotides. The record is from RefSeq and is a predicted model, not a curated record. NCBI's taxonomy places the organism in Eukaryota, Metazoa, Cnidaria, Scyphozoa, Rhizostomeae, Rhizostomatidae.
CUAGUCGAAUAGCGAUGACUGAUCAAAUAGCAGUGACUGAUCAUCGAAUAGCAAUGACUAGUCGAAUAGCAGUGACUGAUCGAAUAGCAAGACUGGUCGAAUAGCGAUGACUGAUCAUCGAAUAGCAAUGACUAGUCGAAUAGGAUGACUGAUCGAAUAGCAAUGACAGAUUAAAAAUAAACAUGCAUGCAUGCUGCGGGGAAAACUGCAUCCUAAGCAAACUGGGUGGGUAGGGGGUCUGCAUAGCGUUGGUAAACCUGCGAAGAAUUGGUUCAGGUUUAUCGAAGAGCAUUUAUAGAGCUCUGAAUCAUCAAAGCCUUAUGGACACCUGAGAUGUGGCAUCGAGGCAAUCUUGACGGGGGAAUUCGCUAAUCAGGGUACGCCGAAUGGUUUCUCCUAUAAUAAAGGAAAAUAUUACAAAAAUAGUUUUCGAAUCUGAAUAAUUUACUGGAGUUGCAUUCUUUGAUACAGUCAAAUUUCAAUGAGUUAGUCUUCUGCACUUCAGUAAUUUUUUGCCACUUCCAAAUCUAAGAAUUUUACGUCUACGAUAAAAGAUAUGAGCACCUCUUCUGGGUAAUGGUGUUGAGACAUUACGUAACUAGGUUUAUUUUGAACCUUACUUAUCAAUCGCUUAAAAUAGGCUGGGAAUGCUGUUUACUGUGAUUUAGUUAAUCGCCUUCCAUGGCAACUGCUUCGUAGUUUGCUUUGAGGGGGCUCUUGUCAGCAAGGGAUGAUGUAAAGAUGCUAAAAUUACCUUAGAAAAAUCGUAUAAAUAGGAAGUCAUAUGUGGCAUUGUUUAGGAGUCAUUUUAGAGCGGAAAAACUGCUAGUACUUUACUGAGUAAGUUUUAUUUUAACAUUCAUUUAAACGGUAAAAAUCAUUUUCGAAAUAAGAUGAAAAGAUCAAGUUUGGUUUGGGAAUAUUUUGCAAAAAUAGACGAAAAACAAGUUAAGUGUAAGCUGUGCGAAGAUCGUCUUAGUUAUCGUGGUGGAACAAGUUCCAUGUUAUCACAUGUCCGCAGCAAACACCCAACAGUGUGUCAACCUCAACAACAAAACGUCCAGAUUCCAACUUCUAAUCAGCCUCCAUCCCGAGAUUCCGCAUCAGCCUCAGCUGUCCAAAGUAGCCAACAUGUACCGAAAAAUCAGCAAACAAUGACAAACUACAUGAUUGGGCAACGAAAGUGUAACUCUGAUAUGAUGCCAACUUACAUGGUUGAGGGUAAAGGCUUUCGUCAAUUUAUGGGUUUUAUUGAGCCAGACUAUAAAGUCCCAUCUCACCAAACAAUAAUGAGACGCAUUAAUAAAAUUUACAACGAAGUCAGGAGAAAUAUAGAAAAAAGUUUGGAAAACAUUACUGAUGUUUCUAUAACUACUGAUGCGUGGACCUCACUUGCAACUGAGUCGUACAUUACUGUAACUGCCCAUUUUAUUGAUACAAACUGGGAGAUGCAGACAUUUGUUGUGGAUACCAGUGAAAUGGACGAACGACAUUCGGCAGAGAACCUGGCAAUACGUCUGGAGAUGGUGAAGAUGGAGUGGAGUUUGGAAGGAAAAAUUCGCGUCUGUGUGAGAGAUAACGCUGCAAACCAGGUAGCUGCAGGGAGACUUUGCGAAGACUGGGAAGAUUUCCCAUGUUUUGCCCAUACAUUGCAAUUAGCUGUAAAGGAAGGCUUUGCAAUCGAAGAAGUGAAUUUACUCAUCAAAGCUGCUUCCAAAAUUGUCAAAUAUUUUAAGAAAUCUGCGUCAGCAACAACAGCUCUUGAUGCAGCCCAGAUUAAAUUGAAAGUGGAGCAACAUCGCCUGAUCCAAAGCUGCAAGACAAGAUGGAACAGUGUCUACGAAAUGUUUCAGCGUUUGGAGAGCCAAAAGCAAUGCGUGCAAGUAGUUCUGUCUGAUCACAAUAUUGUCAAGCCAACAAAAGAGGAAAAGUUGCCUCUAAGUGUAGUUCAGUGGAACAAAAUUACCUCUCUGUUACCUGUUCUUCAUGCGUUACAAAUAGCAACAACUGCAAUGUCUUCGGAGCAAAACACAUCGGUGUCAUGUAUUCUUCCUGUCGUCACUGGAUUGUUGAAAAAUUUUUUGGAUGUGAAAAUACAGGAUUGGCAGCUACUGCGAGAAUUUAAAAGGAAAGUUUCACAGGUCUUGAAGGAAAGAUUUUUUAUGGAUUUGAAGGGUGAUUCUGUUGCUGCAGUUUCAUCUGCUUCAGACCCAAGACACAAGAACCUCAAAUUCCUGUCUUCUGAAAUGCAAUUUUCUGUUCAAGAGCAUGUGAGGUUUCUGGUCAAUCUUGUCACGACUGAUAAAGAGCCGGUUGUGGAGGAAGAACCUGCUACAAAGAAAUCUGCCAUGGUACUUCUACUUGGAUCAGAUUAUUAUGAUGACCAACAGCUACUACGAGAUGAGUACAGCUACUUUCUUGAGGAACCUGCCAUGCAUCCUAAUAGCAACCCAUUAAUUUGGUGAAAGCAGAAUGCUCAAAGGUUUCCCAAGGUUGCAUUAAUGGCCAAAAGAUUUCUCUGUGCUCCCGCAACUUCAGUCCCCUCAGAAAGAGUGUUUUCUGCUGCAGGGAACAUCGUUAAUAAGAAGAGAUGCAGUCUGCUGCCA